AUGGAGAAACACGCCACGGCCAGAGGCUUUUGCCUGUGCCACUUAAUUUGUGUGUGGUAUCAGACUGGACGGAUCGGUCUAUAUUUGGGUUUCUAUAAUGUUGGCUAUGCAGAGCAAUUGCGACGUUUCAUUUGUGACGAACAACUAUAUGUCCACAUAAUGGCGGUGGUUAAUUUAUUGGCCAGUUGGCUUUAUCUAUGCUUCAGUCAACGCUGGAUUUUUGAUCAGUUUGUGAUGAUGCUCUAUGUGCCGCUGUAUGUGUACUUUUUGAUUCUAAGGAAACAUCUGACGAAUCUCCUGAAUGAGUGCGCCGGUAUCCAAAAAUCAAUGCAAAUCAUACUUGGCAGUCGACUGUGUGUAAAGAUUCACAAGGAGUGUGUUUAUACCUUGAUGCUGAUAGUGAUGUUUAUCCUGCUGAUUAUCUGGCAAAUCCGAAUUUAUUCGGUUUAUCAGGCUGUUUUCAUAUCGGGCGUGGGAUUUAUCUAUCACUUGGAACUGCUUUUCUUUGGCAAUUAUCUCAUAUGGCUGGGCUGCAUCUAUCGGGCCUUGAACGAGUUCCUCAGGCAGGACAUGAGAAGCGAUAGACUGUAUAUAUUACAGGGUGUGCUUAAGCAACAGACAAUCCUCUGGAGAGUUCAUCGCAAUGUUUCACGAUACUUUGCCCUUCAUGUGCUGAGCUUUAUGAUCAAGCCAGGCAUUCAAGUGCUCAUGAUACUCAAAAGCUCAGGACAACAUUUGAAUGUUCAAAUGAUUCACAUAACAUUGCAUUUACUUCUUGUGGCAUUAUUUUUGGUAAUUGCUUACAAUCUGCAGAAUCAGCAUCGGAAAUUUCAAGGGAGUUAUCUGAGAUUAGCCGAUGAUCCAAAUUAUUUUGUUCUGAAAUCAUGGCGUUUAUUGCAACAUCGAACUCUGCCACAGGCCUUUGGUGUGACCUUCAUGCGCAGACGUAAAAAGGACAAAUAUAAAAAGGAUGUGGUGUCAUUGAUGUUCUCUAACAAUUUUCCUGCGCUGCAAUUAAUAAAAACCCCUCUAGUUUUUGCCACUUUCGGCUUAAAAAACAUGGAGUUUCGUCUUACGUUGACUAUGCUAAGGAUCUGUUUGCAAACUCACAUACGUGAACUUCUCCUACUGCUCAGUCUUCGUUUACUUUUCCACAAAAACUUAACUAUCGAUGACUACGACUAUGAUUCCCAGGACAAUUUCAAUGGAAAUGUGACCCAAACAAUUAGUCAACUGUAUCGCUUUUAUUUCUACGAUGAAUUCGAAUGA
Messenger RNA from Drosophila kikkawai, 1269 nucleotides. It is a transcript of the gene Grl62b, whose product is annotated as Gustatory receptor-like 62b. The record is from RefSeq and is a predicted model, not a curated record. NCBI's taxonomy places the organism in Eukaryota, Metazoa, Arthropoda, Insecta, Diptera, Drosophilidae.